CGGGUAUAUUAUUUUGAAAAGAGAUUAUCUUUGGGAUACUUUUAUUUUGGCGAGUGGUCCGCUUUUUGCGCGUGCUGCAAGUGCAGCAGGGAGAGACGAAGAAGAGCGCGGUGUAUGAGUGUGUCACACACAGAAGUGAGUGCAGUGUUGUCAUCGAGAAGCUCGUUCGAUAAAGUUGCUUCAACGGAAGAUUAUCGAGGCUUAAGUCGAAUAAAGGACGACAGCACUAAGUGAAAGUGUGUACAGUGAACCGCAGUUCAUAGCAGAAAGGAGUUUUAUUUAGUUUUGUUCUAGUGGUAUGUGUUGGCUGUUAAAAUGACGCAGUAACAUAUGGAAGACCACGGAAGCUUGACUGAACUGAUAAACAGGGAACUGUGGUAAUUCAAGUGGACUAUGGAACUUGAGUAACUGUGAGUAACUCGUGAACUGUGAGUAAACAUUUGAAGGGACGUUUCAUAUAAGUGCUCAUUCUGAGGUGAGCUUUAAUUGUGUAUGCUUUGUUUUUGUUGUUGUUGUUUUCAAAUGUGAUUGUUUGAAGGUGAUCAUUUGAAAAGGUGAGAAUUUGUGGGUUUACCAAUUUACAAAUUGCAAGUGAUCUCAUUUUGAAGUUUUAUAAGGGAUUUGUUAUACCACAAGUGAAAAGUUUUCAACUGUUGUGUCGAAGGUGAUUGUGUGAAUUUGAAAAGGCAGCACAAAGACUGUAAAUUCUUUUUAUGAUUUUCAUUUAAUCGAUUACUCAAACAAGAAAUACUUAUUCAUAAGAAAAAAAAAUCUAAAAUAAUAAAUUCUGUUUAAUUCCUUUUUGCACUUAUCUAUAGUGUACCUUUCUGUUGAGAGCUGUCAGGGAGUGGGGAAGUCUCAAUUACUUUAUUAGAUCUGGGGAGGGAGGAGCAUAUCACACUGUACUCUCAUGUAUGCAAUUUCACUUCGGGAAGCCACCGUGUAACAUUACCAUACCUGAAGCCUACCCUUGUCAAUCAGUAGUGUUCCAACACAAUAAGGUAAGAAACCACAUACACACGUUAGUGUGUAACGAGACUAAAAAGUUUGGGGAGCGGGGCCCAAGAUCCUUUCGCUGUCCAAACUUCCAGGGCAGCCGUAAUCCAUUUCCCCUACACAACGGGCUAAAUACCCCCGUUACAAAAGUGGCGUCACGAACAGGAUUGUAUUAGGCACAUUUAAGUAGUCACACGUCUCCAGGCCCACAAGUUGUUUGUUGUCAAGUAAGAAGAUGUCUGAACUGGAGGAACUAAAAAAAGAGAUGGCAGAGAUGCAGAGGAGGUUUGCUGAGCAGGCAGGGGCACUUGACCAAUCCAGGGCGGAGCAGAGAGAAGCCCUGUUCUUAGCAAAGGUGGUAAUUGAGAGCCAGGCCUCUGCGCAAAUGACCCCAGCUGCCAUUUAUAUCCCUAGAGACCGGAAGCUCCCUGAUUUCACUGGUUGCGUAUCAAAACCAGGAGAGCUGAAUAUUGAAGAAUGGGUGGCAUCAAUGAAGUCUGCAUUUCAAGUCAUGAGGGUGCCCACUGAGGACUGGGUUGAGCUGGUGAAACAGCACCUAAAAGAUGAGGCCAAAGCCACAGUGAAGUUCAUGAUGGACGGAAAAGAGGAAUCUGUUGACAACAUUUUCACUGUUCUCCUUGACACUUAUGGAGAUAAAGUGCCCAUUGGUACAAGGCUGAAAGACUUCUACGAUCGUGCUCAGAAUACAGGAGAAACAAUACGUUCCUAUGCAUAUGGCCUUCGGGAAAGACUUAAUCGUGUUCAGCACCGAGAGCCAGCUAGAGUGGCAGAUGCUGAAAAGGUUUUGAAAGAGCAACUGGUGCUAGGCCUAAAAGAUGACUUCUUACGUCGAGAGAUGAAGCGCAGAAUUAAGGCUGAGCCAGAUUUGAGUUUCGUGGAGUUGAUGCAAGCGGCAAUUACCUGGUCAGAAGAGGAGGAAGCACAGCCUUCUACUAAUGUCAGGCCCAGUACCCGUGCCAGAGGGGUAGUAAAUGCUGCUGCAGCACAGGAUGCUCCCUCCACUCUGUCUUUAGAGAAGUUGCAUGAAGUAAUUCAGAAAAUGGCUGCUCGUCAAGAGGAAUUAUAUUAAGUCGUUCAUGCAAAAGAAAGGAAUGGACCAUGGCAGAGCCGUCCAAAGAAACUACCAUUAAAAGACAGUGAAGGCUGUUAUAUUUGUUAUUCAUGUGGUGAACCCGGACACACCAGUCGCUAUUUUCCACAAGGUGGCAAGUCUGGGAGGGGACCAACUCCACCACAGUGUAUAGUGGAGUCAGCAGAAGUUUCAGAGAAAGACACCUGGGAGGUGCAGUACAGAAAAGCCCAGGGCCCUCAUUGAUUAGAUGUCACACAGCAGAAUGGCUGGCUGAUGAGACUGCUGAAAAACUGAAGGAUAGUGCUUUUGAGGUGAAGAUAGCCGGUGUCAAGACCAAGUGCCUCUUAGAUACAGGGUCAGAGGUGUCCACCAUCUCCGAGUCACACUUCAGACAGCAUUUUGGGGAGCAAAAGCUAAAGUUGUCCUCUGCAUGCUGGGUUAAACUGACAGCGGCCAAUGGACUAGACAUUCCUGUCUUAGGUUGCUUACAGGCUGAUGUAGAAUGUCUGGGAAAAGUGUUUCCUAGGAAGUGUAUAUUCGUUCUGACUGACACAAGUCCCGACGUCAAAGAAAUGAAAGGAGUGUCUGGGAUCAUCGGUAUGAAUAUACUCAAUGACGUGCAGUCUCUGUUCAUCUCAAUGGAGGGGAUGGAAAAGGUAGACAAGUAUAGUCCGCGAGAUGAAGCUCAAGUCCGGAGGGUACUUGCUAGAGUUGAGAAGGAAGCAGGACAUCU
Messenger RNA from Sinocyclocheilus grahami, 2822 nucleotides. RefSeq lists its product as uncharacterized. The record is from RefSeq and is a predicted model, not a curated record. Lineage: Eukaryota; Metazoa; Chordata; Actinopteri; Cypriniformes; Cyprinidae. The coding region runs from base 1232 to 2086 and encodes 284 amino acids. The transcript is spliced from 3 exons.